Messenger RNA from Chironomus riparius, 2408 nucleotides. Lineage: Eukaryota; Metazoa; Arthropoda; Insecta; Diptera; Chironomidae. The record is from the annotation of a GenBank genome assembly.
AAGGCAACACAGUAUUCGUAAAGUCUAGAAGUGAAAGAGAUUUAAAAACAAAAUUAUAGUAUAUUUUUGUCAUUCAAAUCAUAAAAAAGUUAUAAUUUCAAACCAAUUAUGACUAUCAUAACGAAAACAACUGAUAAGAAGAAGCUGUUGCCAAUUCCAUCAGCUCCUUUAGCUGCACCAACAACACCAUCAUCAACUCAUGAUACCGAAGCAGCCGUCGCAUACGCACGUCAUCGUGCAAGAACAGCAACACUUCUUGUUUGCUUGUUAGGAAUUUUGGUUCUUUUGACAGGUGUUCUUGCUGGCGUUUGUUUCUAUCGUCAAUAUUUGCGCGAAAGAGUCCAAAGAUUGAAUUUAUACAUGCCAUAUGAUCAACAAGAUCUUAACAGCAACGAUAAUGUUCUUUUGAAUUCACGCUUUAGAGAUGGACCAACAUAUGCUGAUUCAUUCAAGACUCACGACAAUGACAGUGAUAAUGAUAAUGAUGAUGAUGACGAAGACGACUUUAAAAGUCUCCAGAAUUUCUUUAGACAAAUUAUGACACAGUUGAAUCGCGACAUGGAAGAUCCAACAAGAGACAUUAGACGUAUGGAAUCAAUGUUUCCACAAUUUGAUGACAAUAUGAUCCGUAAUAAAUUCUUUAAGGAGGAAUUUGAAAUUAAGGAUGAUGAAAAGGAAAGCUACUCUGAUAUUAAGAUUCCAGAUUUCAGAGAAGGACGUCGUGGACGAUUCAUUCAUGAUUAUAAGAAUAAUCAAACAACAAUUGUUGAUGAGGAUGCAAAGCGAUGCUUUAUUUAUCCACUCGACUACACAACAACUUUGCCACCCAAAUCAAUGUUGGAUGUCAUCAUUAAAAUGCAAACUGGAUAUUAUUAUCCAGACACAAACAUUCUUCGUAAGAAAAUGCGCGUCGUUACACCAGAAUUGGAUAGUGAUGAUGAAUAUGUCUCAGAAAAGAUUAGAUCUGUUUGCAGCAGGAUGCAUAUCUAUAAAUUAGAGCCAUUUGUUGGUGGAGUUUAUAAAAGAUCAAUCAUGUCAAUGACAGAUGAUGCUAAGUUUGCAGAAUUUGCUGGUAAAGGUGUCGUUGAAUUAGAUUUGAUCAAUUUGGACGAGAUCAAAGCACAGGAAACUUCUUAAAAAAAUUUUAAAAACGCAAUUCUUUUUGUAAUUUUGCUUGAUUUAGUCAUUCCUAAGAUAAAAAUAAAUACUAUCAAGUAUAGAAUGUAAAAUAACAAUUUAUGCCACUAUAUAACAAUUUAAUAAUGCAAAGAAUGUGAUUAUGACCUGAUCCAAUUGAGAUGUUUUUUGAAUAUCACUAAAGUUACUUUUAAAGAAAAUCAAAAAAAAAGUUUAAAAUUGUUUAUUUAGCUUCAAUUUUUAUGUGCAACAGAGGAUGUUCUCGAUAUUAGAAAAUAACUUUUUAUUUACUCUACAAACUCGAAUUUAAAUUUCUUGUUUUCAAUAAAAAAAAUGAAUAAUAUUAAAUGUUUGUGUUUUAUCACUUGAUUAGCUCAAUUUAAGUUUUUUUCUUCUUGGAGUUAAAUGCAAGCAUCACAAUUGAUAAUCAAGAAUCGAAAGUAAAAAAAAAUACUAUUUUUAUUAGAAAAUAUGAUGAGAAAAAAAUAAUAAUGAUAAUAAAAAUUCAAUAAUAAUGAUAAUAGUGAUGUUUUGCGUCAGAUAUGUGCAGGCGUGGUCAAAAUUAAUUACAAAUUAAACUUUGAACAUUCAAUUUGACAAAAAAAAAACAAUCUUUAAAACGAAUUUUCAACAAACCUUAUUAUAUGGGAUGCGAACCCUUUCUAAUUUAUUAAAGCACAGCUCAAUCCUUCAAUCUCGAUCUUAAUUUGCAAAGAUUCCGGUGAUUUUGUUUUUGCAUUUGUGUUAACAGUCGAAGUUGAGUAAAGACAAAUUUGGUUCGACUUUUAACUCAUUAAAUCCUGCAAAAUCAAAAUGUUAUCAAACUUAUUAGAAUUUGUGUAAACUUAAAUCAUCUUAGUAAAUAUGGUUAGGGUUUACUCAAGAAAACAGUUUUUGAAAUGCCCAUUUAGAUAAAGUUUCAACUUGUCCUCAAAACCAACAAAAGGGAUUUGUCCAUCAUUAAAAACUGAAUCCUUUGACCUAUUACUGAAUAAGAUCUUAAAUCAAUUAAUGAUUUUCAAAUAUCUAAAACUACAAAAUCUUUUCCCUUUACAAACCAUAUCUUGCCUUGAUCAUGCCUGUAUAUAAUCCUGAUAACAAUUCAUCAUUAACUAUAUCUGAUUAAUAAACACAAAAGCAAAAGAGUCCCAUAAAAACUUCUCAAAAAAAAAAAAUAAUAAUUGAAAUUAAUGUAACCAACCAAAACUGAUCGUGAUUGUAUUAAUGAAUUAUUGACGAUUAUUGAAUGAAAUUAAAAAUGUGAAUAAAAG